CCCCGACUAACUUCAGUUCGGUCCACCUGUUUUACUUUGAAAAGCGACCCGGAAGUGAAGCGCUCUGCUUUUAUUUUGGAAAGAUUCAGCGGAAGUGCUCAUUUCGAAAGGAGAAGUAAGAAAACAGUCAGAAACAAGGUGGACUUCGGCUAAAGCGGGUCCGGACAGCGGGUUCGGACCGCCGUCAGGUUCUGCAGAGAAUGGACCGAGCCUGGGCAGAACGGAAUUCUGGGUGAUUCUGCUAGGAAGGAGGUCCUCGGACGCGGUUGGAGCCGAACGCCUGGUCCAUUUCUGUGACCUCUGAGGGGUUGCACGGAUUACAGCAGGUCUCGGCAGAUCCUGGAGGUCUCAUCAGAUCCUGGAGAUUUCAGCAGAUCCUGGAGGUCUCAGCAGAUCCUGGAGGUCUCAUCAGAUCCUGGAGGUCUCAGCAGAUCUCGGAGGUCUCAUCAGAUCCUGGAGGUCUCAGAAGAUCUCGGAGGUCUCAUCAGAUCCCGGAGGUCUCAUCAGAUCCUGGAGGUCUCAUCAGAUCCUGGAGGUCUCAUCAGAUCCCGGAGGUCUCAUCAGAUCCUGGAGGUCUCAGCAGAUCUCGGAGGUCUCAUCAGAUCCUGGAGGUCUCAGAAGAUCUCGGAGGUCUCAGCAGGUUCCUGGAGGUCUCAGCAGAUCUCGGAGGUCUCAGCAGGUUCCUGGAGGUCUCAGCAGAUCCUCGAGGUCUCAGCAGGUUCCUGGAGGUCUCAGCAGGUUCCUGACCAGAAGCUGGACCACAGGAAUGCUGAGAGCAGCUCAGAGAUGUCCUACUGGUCCGUCGGCGUUCUUCAGGAUCCGGGAAUGACCAACACAGAGGAGGAUGAAGGUUCUGGAGGGUCUCCGGUUCCUCCGCUGGAGCAGUCUGGGUCCAGGUCUCCUCCCUCCUCCCUCCUGGAAGACAUCGAAGCCGCGUAUCGGCGUGGAGACGAGGCGGACGCCGCAGAGCUGGUCCAGAAGGCCAUGUGUUCCGAGUGCAGUGCAGGGGUCUGGCCUGAUGGGGUGAAGCUCCUGUCUUUGGCUGCUCACCAUGGAGAUGCUCAGAGCGUGACGUACCUCCUCAAAGACGCCCACAUCGCCGUUCCUCAGAGGCCGUCAGGCUCUCAUCCGGUUGUCCUCGCCGCUUCCUGUGGUCACUUGGUUGUGGUGCAGGAGCUGCUGGACUGUGUUCCAGAUGUGUCGGCAAACGGCGCCCUGCUUCGCCGCUCGCUGCUCGCCGCCUGUCAGCAGGGUCACAUGGACGUGGUCCGGCUGCUGGUCCACAGAUAUGGCGCAGAUGUUCAGGACUGCAACUCUCACAACCAAGAAUUUGCUGUCAUCAGCAAGUUGCCGCUGUACGCUGCUGCCCAGGCAGGAAACACUGAAAUCGCUCACUUCCUGCUGGAGCACGGAGCCGCGCUGUCGUCCUACGCCCUCAUAGAUCACUCUACCUUCAGCAAAGAUCUCCUCAGACGGAGGCUGCAGGGAUCAAACCAAUCCAGUGGAGAUCAGGCUGUCACUGUUUGCUGGGGGGGUUUGCAGCUGCCCUGGUUGGAGCUGGACUGGUUUCUAGACGUCUCGUCUCGGAUCGUCCACCUGGACUUGUCCUCCAACAGACUCGCCGCUCUGCCCUCGGUGGUUCCAUGGGGUCUGAUCCGCCUCCAGACUCUGGACCUGUCCAACAACAAACUGAAGGAGCUGCCUGCUGCUAACAACUCACAGGAUGUCAUCUGCUCCAGUCUGCAGCAGAUCGACCUCGGUCAGAACCAGCUGGAAAGUUUACCCACCGGACUGCUGCACCUGACCAACCUGACCCGACUCUGCACAGCGACGAAUCACCUCACGGUUCUGUUCCACAUCCCAGCAGACGUGAACUGGAUCGGCCUCCGUAAACUGGAGGAGCUGGACCUGUCCCACAACUCGCUGAGCGUUCUCCCUGGGAGCAUCAUGCACUGCCUGAAGUCCCUGCGCAACCUGAACGUGAGCAGCAACCAGCUGCUGUCGUUCCCAGAACCCUGGACCUGUCCUUUGACUCACUGCAGAGCUUCCUCCAACUUGAUGGCGUCGCUCCCAGGAAGCAUCUCUCCGUACUGGAGGGCAGAGCUUCAGGAGGUGGACUUCUCUGACAACCGUCUGACUGAGCUUCCGUCGUACCUGUUCCAGCUGGAGGCGCUCACCGCCAUGAAACUCAGCGGAAACCUCAUCACAGCGCUCCCUGCUGCCAGCAGCUGGAAAUGCACACAGCUGAAGAGUUUGGACCUAUCCAAGAACCAGCUGGGCAGAUCUGAUGUUGGACAUAAAUCCCGGAGAAUGGCCUUCCUGUCUGCUUGGAGCAGGAGGGAGGCUGACCCAGUGAAUCCUGUUGAGUUUCCCAGAAUCCUCAGGAAUUCCUUGGAGGUUCUGUUUUUGAACGACAACCAGCUGGACUGUGUCCCCCCUUCACUGUGUGGUCUGCACAGCCUGACUGAGCUCUACCUGUCCAGCAAUCCUGGGAUCCGGGAGCUUCCUGUGGAGCUGGGACAGCUCUCCAACCUCUGGCAGCUCGACAUCGAAGACCUGAGCAUCACCAACGUCCCACAGGAGGUCCAAGUGGAAGGUCCCGCGUCAGUGCUGGCUUUCCUGCGAGCCCAGAACCGGAAGGCUGAACCUUGCAGACAGCUCAAGAUGCUUGUGGUUGGACCAGCCAGGCAGGGCAAAACGGCUCUGAUUCAGGCUCUGCUCGGAGGAAAGGUUUCCCCCUUUAGCCAUGCAGAACACAGCGUGACGACCUUUACCUGGGAGACUGAAAGAGACGGUCCUGGAAAAAACAAUAAGGACCUGUUGGAGUUCAGUGUGUGGGACCUAGGUGGUGCUGCCAGUACCAGCACAGUCAACCAGUGUUUCUUCACGGACAAGUCUCUGUAUGUGGUGGUCUGGAACCUGGCGUUGGGAGAGGAAGCUGUGGCCCACCUGCAGACCUGGCUCUUAAACAUUGAGGCGAGAGCCCCCAACUCCACCGUGUUGGUUGUAGGAACUCAUCUGGAUCUCGUGGAUACCAAGUUCCGCAUGGAGAGACUGGCCACGCUCAGAGCUCACGUCCUGGCGUUGUGCCGCUCCCCGUCAGGGGCUCGAGCUGCAGGUUAUCCAGACGUCUCCUUGAAGAAUCUACAUGAGGUGUCCUGUAAGACAUCUGAAGGUGUCAGCGGUCUGAAGACGCUCAUCCAGCAGGUGGCGCUCCUCAUGAAGGACAGCAGCUUGCUCUGGGGGAGGAAGUUGGUGGACCGUCUGAUCCCAAAGAGCUACCUGGUUCUUCAGAAGGCGGUGAGGGAGGAGAAGCAGCGGCGAGAAGCUGACGGGCAGGUCCAGUACCUGAGCGAGGCUCAGCUGGAUGCUAUUAUGAAACAGAACUCGGACAGUGACAUCACAGACUAUGAAGACCGCCAAACCGCCAUCAGUUUCCUGAUCGAGACCGGAACUGUGCUGCACUUCCCUGACACCAGCCGCGGUCUGUGCACGCUCUACUUCCUGUGUCCCGUGUGGCUGUCCGACUGCCUGUUCAAGCUGUUUCACUCGGUCACCAAGAACGGCAUGAUUGGAGCAGAAGACCUGAGGAAGCUGCUGGAGGAGAUGGGCUUCACCCCCCACACCGAGGAGCAGUUCAUCCAGUUUCUGGCAAAGUUUGAGAUCGCUCUUCCGGUCGCCAACAGCUGCUACCUGCUCCCUCAUCUCCUCCCUCCAAAGCCAGCCAUGGACCUGCAGCGCUUCCAGCAGCAGACCAACAACACUCUGCAGCGGCUUUUCAAAAUGAGCUUCAUUCCUGCGGGCUUCUGGGACCGCUUCAUUGCCAGGAUGCUCAUCAGCCUGACAGACAUGGACGUGCAGUCCGCGGAUCCUUCAAACAAGUAUCACAGGAGCUCCACCAUCUACAGCUUUGCGGCAGGACGACAGAGAAGUCGCUGCAGCACCUUUCGAGUGCGGCGCAACCACACCAUCUACUGGAAGGAGGGGCUUCUGGUCACCUUUAGCGGUGGCUACCUCAGUGUGGAGUCGUCGUACGUGAACUGGAAGAAAACGAAGAGUGGAGGGAUCAAGAUUAUCUGCCAGUCGGAGAACAGAGAUUUUUCCGCCAUGGCUUUCGUCACAGACCAUGUGACCGCCCUCAUCGAGCAGUGGUUUCCUGCUCUGACAGGCACCGAGAGCGACGGCAGUCUCCUGGUGGAGCAGUACGUCCCCUGCUCGCUCUGUGUCUCCCCUUGCCAGGAGAAAGGGGUAAAGCAUCAAGCCGUCAGGCCCUCACAGGUUGAAGAGUUAGGGGGACAGGAAGAACCGGUCCAUUAUUUUAACAUCGAGGAUUGUGUUCUGGCUGCGGUGGAAGGGGACCACAUCACCUGUCCUCGGCACCCGGAAAAGCCAGUUCCUCUGCAGGAGCUGGUCCCAGAACUCUUCAUGACCGACUUCCCUUCUCGGCUCUUUCUGGACAAGGCAAAGCUGGACUUCUGUGAGGACGAUGCCCACAUCCUUGGCCAGGGCGGCAGCGGAACCACCAUCUAUAGAGCCAAGUACCAGGGCCAGCCGGUUGCUGUGAAGCGCUUUCACUUCAAGAAGGAUCAGCGGCAAACUGUCAGUGCCACAGACACCAUGCUGAGGCACCUGCAGUCUGCAAACGCCUGUCGUAGCUUCUCGGAGUUUCGGCAGGAGGCCAGCAUGCUGCACUCCCUGCAGCACCCCUGCAUCGUGUCCAUGCUGGGCAUCAGCAUCCACCCGCUAUGCUUCGCCCUGCAGCUGGCUCCUUUGGGCAGCCUGAACACCGUCCUGGAGGAGAACCACCUGGGUUGUGGAUUCAUGCCUCUCGGUCACAUGCUGACCUUUAAGAUGGCCUAUCAAGUGGCAGCUGGACUGUCUUACCUGCAUAGGAAAAGAGUCAUCUUCUGUGACCUGAAGUCCGACAACAUUCUGGUGUGGUCUCUGCAGGCGCUGGACCCGGUCAACAUCCGACUGUCAGAUUACGGCAUUUCCCGGCAGUCCUACCAUGAUGGCGCUCUGGGGGUGGAGGGGACUCCUGGCUAUCAGGCUCCUGAGGUCAAACCGGGAAUCGUCUACGACGAGAAGGUGGACAUGUUCUCCUAUGGCAUGGUGCUAUACGAACUGCUGUCUGGGAACAGGCCGGCGUUGGGUCAGCACCAGCGCCAGAUAGCUAAGAAGCUGUCCAAAGGCAUCCGGCCGGUCCUGGGGAACCCUGAGCAGGUCCAGUUCCAGAGUCUCCAAAGCUUGAUGACCGAGUGCUGGGACAACCGUCCAGAGAAGAGGCCGGUGGCGUCGCAGUGUGUCCAGAGGAUGCAGGAUCCAGGGUUCGCUUGCCUCCAGUACCUGCUUACGUGCGGCAGCCAUUCCCAGCUCUUCCUGUCGCUGCACCAGGGAUCCAGCGCCGUGUUCUGGAGCGGAGAUGGCGAGGAGAGGAACUACAGCGUGGUGAAUGUGGAGAAGGGUCAGGUGGAGGUAAACCGGAUGUCCUGUCCGGGCAGCAGGAUCAGCUCUCAGAUCCGAAUCCAGAGCUGUCUGUGGAUGGCCACUGAGGAGCAGAAGGUGUUCAUUUACAGCCUGAAGGACAUGUGCCCUCUCAGCCGGCCCCAGAAGCAGCUCUUUGUCCCGGCCGUGAUCACCUGCUUCUGCCACGUUCCAGAUGGAGAACAGAACCUGGCUCAGGUGUUCGGCGGCAUGUCGGACGGCCUGCUGGUGGUCUACAGUCUGCUGGACGACCUUCCUCUGGAGGGGGAGACCUACCUGUGCUGUCACACCCUCAACAAGACCAGCUUUGGACUGACGGACUCGGAUCCCCGGCAGAUGUCUUACCCUGUGGGGGCCAUGGUGCUGGUCAGCAGGGGCUCCCAGCUGUGGUUCUCCAAUGGUCCUGGGGUUCUGGUCCUGGAUACUGGGAGUCUUCAGGCUGUCCAAAGGCUGGAGCCGUACCAGAGCCCGUCCUCUGUCGUUUCCAUGACAACAAGUUUCAGUUUGUGGGGGGAGGAAGCUGUGUGGAUGCUGGAUGAUCACACCAACCAGCUGCUGCUUUACCACGCCGCGUCCUACCAGCUGUGUGCCACCUACUGGUGCGGGGACAGCAGCCCUCUGCAGGGGGGCUUUACUGUGGAGCGGCCACCAGAGGGCGCCUCAGCGCCAGCCACCGGACCGAGCCGCACACACCCCGAAGAGCUGGAGCAGAGGACCGAAGAGAUGAAGCUGAUCGUUCACGCUGAAACAGGAACUCAGAUGAUCCGGGACUCACUGUCGGAGUACUGCUCCAUCUUCUCCUCCUGCUCCUCGGAGCAGCAGGAUUCCUACUGCAACCAGGAGGUCUGGGACUUCGUCCCGCCUCAGUCCAGUCUGUCCCCUGCAGAACCCGCCGCGGCGCAGCUGCCAGCCUUCACGGUGCUGCUGGUCAACGGGACUUUGUGGAUCCCCAGGCGGGGGGGGGAUGUGCUGGUCAUUGAGAUGCAGUCGGACACCAAUCACCUGAGGGGGCGUGUCAAGGCCGUCCUCAGCCCCCCCACUGACUCCUCAUUGGGGGUUCUGAAGGACGCCGCGCUGGUCUCCAAACACGCCGUGGUUUGUGGCUUCCAGAAGGAAAACCAGGACUGGACUCUGGUUGUGUGGAGGUCCUGGGGCCCGCACGAGCUGGACAUCUUUUACCGGACCUCCGAAGAGCUGAGCCGGCUGGAGUUUAGCCGUAGGAGAAGAAAGUAGACAUCCAGCGUCUGGAUUGUCCCUCACCUGGAAAUCAAACCUGUGACCACCUGAGCUGGUGGAGACGGAGCCUCUGUAGGCCGGCGCCGCCGUGCUGUGAUCUUCUGCUGCAGAACCUGAGGUUCUGUCUGAUGCUGCCGUCACAUCAGUCUCAGAAGAAACCUAAAGGACAGACAAGCUUCCUCAGAAUGUAAUCUGAUUACUUUCUGAAUAAAGAGUCUGAAUGUUGAACUGUCCGGUCGGGGAGACAGCAGAGCACCCCCCACCCUAAUAAAGACAACAGAGAUGAAUGGAAGGGGCGGCCAGGUCCGGGUCUGAAACGGUUCCUGGUUCUUCUGCACGAAUCCUCUUCACUGAAGAUCCUGAAAUGAGCUUUGACCUCUCAGUCUUUCCAUUGUCUGGACCGGCUCAUGACCCGGAUCUGGAUCUGCUGCUGUCUCAUCAACACUCAGACCUGUGACUGUAUGUGAGAACUGGACUGAGUGACCUCGCCCCCUGCUGUUCCAGACAGGAAGUGAAUCCCAGAAACAAACAGCUGCUACUCCAGUCAUGAACCGACCAAUCAGACGCCCCAGGAAAAGUGGGCGGUUAGGUGAUGAGCCUUUUAAGCCUUCAGUUGACCGAUAGACCAGUUUCAUGGCGACGUCAGACAAAAUGGCUACAGGCCACACUCUUUACUUCUGGCACUCGCAUUUAGGACAGUCAAGCUGACCGCUGUUUGACACAAAAUUACGUAAAUAAUAAAAGGACAAAUUUCACAAGAAAAAUGUACAAUGUUUAUUCUCAAAUCUAAAUAAAAAUACUUCAUAAUCCUCCAAUAUUGGAUGUUUUAUUAAUAAUAUCAACUUUCAUUUGAGCAGAUUUUAUUCUAACUGGUUCUAUGUUGGUUGAUGUUAUUUCCUCGUAUUUUUAGGGCGAUCAGCACAAAAGCUGAUAGAAAUUCAUGUUGUUCACAUUCAAUACCUGCAGCAAAGACGCAGAUCUCUGCAUGUCUAUAUGGAUGUUAAACAGGCCCUACCAUAAAAUUCUACUUUUUGAGGUUUUAAAUGCAUUUUACUGUUCAUUCCUCACUUUAAAGAACCCCAAAAUGGCAUUUUGAUCCGUUCAUGUAUUUAAGAGUAAUC
Oryzias melastigma (Indian medaka) is the source of this 7841-nucleotide messenger RNA. It is a transcript of the gene lrrk1, whose product is annotated as leucine-rich repeat kinase 1. Bases 787 to 6717 code for a protein of 1976 amino acids. The transcript is spliced from 41 exons. NCBI's taxonomy places the organism in Eukaryota, Metazoa, Chordata, Actinopteri, Beloniformes, Adrianichthyidae. The record is from RefSeq and is a predicted model, not a curated record. Gene Ontology annotation, biological process: protein phosphorylation. Gene Ontology annotation, molecular function: protein binding; protein kinase activity; ATP binding.